Anopheles marshallii is the source of this 771-nucleotide messenger RNA. RefSeq names its product lopap-like. Bases 1 to 771 code for a protein of 256 amino acids. The transcript has 3 exons. NCBI's taxonomy places the organism in Eukaryota, Metazoa, Arthropoda, Insecta, Diptera, Culicidae. Gene Ontology annotation, molecular function: pigment binding. The record is from RefSeq and is a predicted model, not a curated record.
AUGAAAAGCUCCAAGUGCAUCGGACGUUGCUGGAAGACGGUGGUAGUGUUCGUGUUGGGUUGUCUGGUAACACUGGUGAAUACGCAGAUACCUGGGUUUGGUACAUGUCCGGACUAUUCGCCGAUACAACGCUUCAACCGAACGCGCUUCCUUGGGACUUGGUACGAGAUCGAACGUUACUUUACGGUCACGGAGGUAGCUACCAAAUGUGUUUCGGUUACGUACGAGCAACGAGCCGAUGGGAAGAUCCACGUCCGCAAUGCGUACACUAAUCGAUUCAAUGGCGUGGAGAGAAUCAUCUCCGGGGUAAUGGAUAAGGGUGGCAAAGCGAAGGAGGGUCGCUACCAGAUCGAAUACACCUCCUUCCCGUAUAACUACAACGCAUCGGUAAUGGUGCUCGACACGGAUUACGAUUCCUUCGCUGUGCUUUACUCCUGCAGCUCCUUUGGUCCCGUUGGACAUGCUGUGUCCGCGUGGAUGAUGGCCCGUGAACGACUGCCCGGAGGACCAAUUCUGCAGCGGGCGUAUGGUGUUCUGGAUAAGUACAAAAUUUCUCGUACAUUCUUCCUGCGCACGAUUCAGGAGGACUGCGUGACGUUGCCUCCACCCGAACCAGCUAUCGAUCCGACGGAACCAACCACUCAGGAUGCGCGUAAUGAAGGCGUUGUGGUACGGAACGAGGAAGAUCUCCAACAGUUACGCAGUGAUAUCUUUGCCGAAGGUCCCAAACCUUCCAUCCCGAUCGAUCCCGUUGUAGAGGAUCAUCAGUAG